Molecule: messenger RNA, 5983 nt
Organism: Gasterosteus aculeatus aculeatus (three-spined stickleback)
Lineage: Eukaryota; Metazoa; Chordata; Actinopteri; Perciformes; Gasterosteidae
Gene: cpda
Product: carboxypeptidase D, a
Biological process (GO): peptide metabolic process; protein processing
Molecular function (GO): metallocarboxypeptidase activity; zinc ion binding
Source: RefSeq, a predicted model, not a curated record
GACGCCCCGCCCCUCUGAGAUGGGCGGAAGUAGAUGGGAACAGGCCACACCGAUCUGACAGCAAACAUAAACCUGCCUCUGGGGCUCCAAACUCUCCGGACUUGUUUGUUCGUCUUUGAUUCGAAAGUCCGAAUGGUGUGAAAAGAGAAGACAGGUCAACAUGGUGCACAUUGCGGAGCCUCCGGCGUCACUUUUCGCCUUUCUUCUCCUCCUUGUUGUCUCCCUCGGGGACGCCAGGCACCCACGGACACCCAGCGUCCCCCCCUCGACGGAGGAAACGGUGGAAACCUACAACGCUUACUAUAAUUACGUAAACCUGACCGGGCGCUUGCGGUCCUUAGCUCAGAAAUACCCCCGCAUAGCUAACCUGUCGAGCGUGGGUCGCUCCGUGGAGGGCAGGGAGCUGUGGGUGAUGCGGAUCACCGAGGACCCCCGCGGAGACGCACCGGGGAAACCCAAAUUCAAAUACGUCGGCAACAUGCACGGGGACGAGACCGUGUCCCGGCAGGUGUUGGUGUACCUCGUAGAGGACCUGCUGACAAAAUACGGAGAGGAACCGCGCAUCACCGCGCUGGUGGACACCACGGAUAUUUACAUCAUGCCCAGCAUGAACCCGGACGGCUUCGAGCGGGCCGCGGAGGGGGACUGCGGGGGCAGCAGCCGGGCCCGAAACAACGCCCGAAAUGCGGACCUCAACAGGAGCUUUCCGGACCAGUACGACGGGACAAGUGUCAACCCGGACACCGUCCCGGAGGUAACGGCUGUGAUCAAGUGGAUCCAGGAGAUGAAGUUCGUACUGUCGGGGAACCUGCACGGCGGCACUGUUGUCGCCAGUUACCCGUUUGAUGACUCCGCCUUGCACCAGCAGCAGGGCCACUACAGCAAGGCGGAGGACGACAAACUGUUCCGGUACUUGGCCUCGGUGUAUUCCCAGAACCACCCCGGGAUGAAGACCGGCGUGCCCAACUGCGACGAUUCCCCGGACGAAACUUUUGAAAACGGCAUCAUCAAUGGGGCUCAGUGGUAUGACGUUCCUGGUGGGAUGCAGGACUACAACUACCUGCAUGGUAACUGUCUGGAAAUCACAAUGGAGUUGAGCUGCUGCAAAUAUCCCCCUGCUUCCGAGCUCCGUAAGGAAUGGAAUCUGAACAGGGAAUCCCUUCUAGCCUACAUAGAAAAGGUGCAUAUAGGUGUCCGUGGUUACGUGAAAAACGCCGUCGAUGGUGCCGCCCUCUUCAAUGCCAGCAUUGUGGUAACAAGCAUUCACCACAACCUGACCACAGGAAAAUACGGGGAGUACUACCGCCUUCUGCUCCCAGGAACAUACAACAUUACAGCUGCGGCCCCAGGGUACGCACCCAUGACAGUCCUCGGUGUUGCGGUCGUCGAGGGCACAGCCACAGAACUCAACUUUACCUUGGCACCCGUGGCCAAUGAGGGUCCUCGUGGUGUCACUGCGACUACACACGCCAUGCCGUCCACCGAUGGUCGAAACCUCUCCACCACCACCAACUCUUCUGACUCCACCCGGACCCAGGUGGUUCCGGAGGCAACGAGCAACAGCAGCCCCCCCGUACUUUCGCCCGAACCUCAGCCCGUCCAGCCUCAGGAGUUCCGUCACCACGGCUACUCGGACAUGCAGCUGUUCUUGCGCAAGUACAGCAGCGAGUUCCCCUCCAUUGCCCAUCUUUACAGCAUCGGCCACUCCGUGGAGAACCGGGAGCUCUUUGUGAUGGCGAUCUCGGACAACCCCGCGGUCCACGAGCAUGGUGAGCCAGAGUUUAAGUAUAUUGCCAACAUGCACGGUAAUGAAGUGGUGGGCCGGGAGCUAUUGCUCAACCUCAUUGAGUACCUGUGCCGUAACUAUGGUACUGACACGGAGGUCACUCAGUUGGUCAACAACACCCGCAUCCACAUCAUGCCUUCUAUGAACCCCGACGGAUAUGAGGUAGCCACUGAAGGUGACGUGAAGGGUUACAAAGGACGCAACAACAGCAACAAGUUGGACCUGAACCGCAACUUCCCUGAUCAGUAUUUUACCAGCAAUGAGACUCGCCAGCCAGAAACUAUAGCUGUGAUGAACUGGGUGAAGAGCAUCCCCUUCACCCUGUCAGCCAACCUUCAUGGAGGCUCCUUGGUCGUCAACUACCCCUUCGAUGACGACAAAGAGGGGCUAUCGCAGUACAGCCGGUCACCUGAUGAUGAAGUCUUUCAGCAGGUGUCGAGGGCUUACUCACAGGAGAAUCCUUUGAUGCACAAUGGACACCCUUGUGAGGACCUGUACCCAAUGGAAUAUUUUGAGGACGGUAUCACCAAUGGGGCCAACUGGUACAAUGUUCCAGGUGGCAUGCAGGACUGGAACUACUUAAACACCAACUGCUUUGAGGUAACCAUCGAGCUCGGCUGUGUGAAGUACCCUCCGAGCAAAGACUUACCAAAAUACUGGGAACAAAACCGGCGGGCCUUGCUUCAGUUCAUUCACCAGGUACACAGCGGAAUAAAAGGCACAGUCUCUGACAUUGUGGAUGGGACGGGAAUUCCCAAUGCCACCAUUAGUGUGAAGGACAUUCACCACAAUAUCACCACAGCUGGCACUGGAGACUACUGGAGGCUGCUGGUCCCUGGGACUUACUACAUCACUGCCUCCGCCCAUGGCUAUUUUCCUUUGAGCACCCACGCCUCCGCCUCGAAGGACCACGUGGAGUUGGUGAAUUUCAGACUGACACGUGAUACUAAUGGCCAGUCUCCCGAGGGACCCCAACCUACCCAGAACCCGUCUGAGAAGGCAUUCCAGAGCUUGAUCAAGGACCUGUCUUUAGGCCAGGGUUUGGAGCAGUUGGUCAGCAGCACGGACACGGAGAACAGCUUCCGCUACAGACGCUACUCGGAGCUCUCUGGCUUCCUGCGAGCCCUCACACUUAACUUUCCUAAAAUUACAUCUUUGCGCAGUUUAGGCCAAAGUGUAGAGUUUCGAACGAUUUGGGGUUUGGAAAUCUCCAACAAACCAGCGGAAGCUGAACCUUCUGAGCCCAAGAUCCGCUUUGUAGCCGGGAUCCAUGGCAACGCCCCUGUGGGCACAGAGAUGCUGCUGGAGUUUGCUGCCCUCUUGUGUAUCAACUAUGGCAAAAACCCAGCCAUAACCAGGCUGAUCAAUGAGACCCGGAUUGUUAUCGUGCCUUCCAUCAACCCAGAUGGGCGAGAACAGGCUGUUGAGAAGCAGUGCACCUCCCUCCAGGGCUCGACCAAUAUUCACGGCAAAGAUCUAGACACGGAUUUCUUCGGCAAUGCGUCACAGCGCGUGGUGGAUCCCCAGCCAGAGAGCAGAGCCAUGAUGGACCUGAUUCUAGACCGGGGCUACACUCUGUCUGUUGCCCUCGAUGGAGGCUCCCUUGUUGCUACCUACCCUUACGACAAGCCCGUCCAGUCUGUUGAAAAUGAGGGCACGUUGAAGUACUUGGCAAGUGUUUAUGCCGACAACCAUCCUAAGAUGCACCUCGGGGACACUGGAUGUUCAAAUAAUGGGCAAAUGGGCAACAUCCCAGGUGGAGUUAUGAGGGCAGCAGAGAGACAAAGUCACAUGGGGAGCAUGAAGGACUUCAGCAUGGACUUUGGUCACUGUCCAGAGAUCACCGUGUAUAGUGGCUGCUGUUUGUUUCCUGCUGCCGAGCAGCUGCCCACACUCUGGGCGGAGAACAAGAAGGCUCUGCUUAGCAUGUUGGUGGAGGUCCAUAAAGGAGUGCGUGGCGUGGUGCGGGACAAGAGUGGGAAGCCGAUUGUUGGGGCAAUCAUUGUCCUGAAUGGGGGAGUGAGAGUUUUCACAGCAGAGGGGGGCUACUUCCAUGCGCUGCUGGCUCCCGGCAACCACAACAUUGAAGCCGUUGCUGAUGGCUACCAGCAACAACAUAAAGAGGUGGUGGUUUAUUCCCAUGAAGCUGCUCGCUUCAUCAUCAUUGAGUUCGACAUGGACAACAGCAUCCUCGGUCUGCCAAGAGAGUUUGUGGUGGCCGGUGCAGCAGCCUCCAUGACGGCGUUGGUGGUGACGGCGUGCAUCAUCUGGUGCGUGUGUGCAGCCAAGUCCAAUCGUCAAAAAGACGGCUUCCACCGCCUGCGGCAACACCGAGAGGACUACGACGAUGAGAUCCGGCUCACCUCCAUGGGUUCCAAGAAGUCGCUGCUGGCCCACGAGUUUCAGGACGAGAGCGAAAGCGACGAGGACACGCUGUAUGCCAACAAAAUCUGAGGGACACUGCACAAAUUUUGCUGUUUGGCUCCGUGGUUUAUUUUGCUCUCCCCCCCUUAAAUGUGUCCAACAAGGAGCAGUUUGAACACUAGACGGCAUCUCUGUUUCUCUUUUAUGACGGAAAAUACAAGAGCGAUGAAGGCUAUUUGUUCUGUUACAACGACGAGGACUCACUCUUAGUUGUUAGUGCUACUAAAUUAUUCCUUUAAUAGCAUUCUGCUGGUGUCUGGACUGAAUGGGGAUUGCUCCAUCUCUGCCUGACUGGAUCAGGAGAAAAAGACAAAAAGAGGGUGAUAAAAGAGGGAGAGAAAUAAACUUUUUGUCCACUUUGGCCCUCAUCCAUCCUUUAAGCAAGUUCCACAGCUUUUUCACCUGUCCUGCCUGACUGACUGAGUUGCAGCUGAUAAGUCCAAAUCAACGUCUUUCUUUUUUUUAAGAGGCUAUGUAAUGAAGUCUGAAUGGACGUGUUUAAUAUCACACAUUGUCCCGACUGAUAUCAUGCAUUAAUUUCAAUACAGCUUUCAGCUGAGAAAUGAUAAGUUUCCCUUUGUCAAGACAGCAUUUUUAUUUUCUACUAAUCCAACUGAAUCCAACACUGUGCCUUGGCUUCUAUAAAGUUUACAGUGGGGUCCGGUUGAGGUAUGUGACGCGAAGCAGCAACAUAGUGAAUACGUCACAAUUGUUCCGUCCUAUACCCAGGUGGUAUAAAAAUAGAUAAAUUACAAUUAAAGAUGGCUGAAUCCAGUUCCUGGUGAUUCAGUAGUUUUGUAUUUUCACUAAAUGGAGAGAAAGGAUUGUCCCAUGUCAUUGGCCAUGAAUAAAUCAAUGAGUUUCUGAAUAUGUAAUCAGAAAAAUGAAUGUAUUUGUUGCUUUCCCUUUUUUGUUACGUUUAUUUCAAACUGUCUACAUGGAUAGUCGAGUGUGUGCCCUGUAUUUUUAUUUUUCUAUUAUUAUUUAACACGGAUGUGCAUUCUAACCAUUUCUCAUUAAAAGGAAUACCAAUUCUUAGUUUUCUUUUUAAGGUGUUAAUUUGACUUCUCCCGCUAAACAAUACGUAAGAGUGCAGAAGGCUUCUAGGUUGCCAGUCCAUUACUGAUCCCUAUCUACCGUCACAUCAGAGCCUCAGCUACGUUUAAAAGACCGGUCGAAGGACAGCAGUCGAUCAUAAUUAAUUUGACUCUGAGGUGUGGUGGAAAGCUGCAAAAACACCCAAAAAAUGUCUUUUAAAACUUCUCCUUUUAUAGUUGUAAAUGUAACAUCCAAUGUUAAGUAAACGCCUUCAUUUGUCGACAUUUGUUUGACUGAGCCUAAAUAGUUUCAUUAUAAUCUGGUGCAAAAUAAUGCAAUAAUCUGUCCUUUUUUUAAAUAAAUUAAUUUGUUAUUGGAAUGCAACAUUUGGGUGGGGCAUACGGACAAUCAGGGGAGCAGGUUUCUGUGCAGACAUUCAAGGGAGAGUUAUUGGAGGGAGAGCCUUGUUUUCCAAUUACUUUGAGAGGAGAUUUAUUUAUCUUUUUAUUAAAUGCAGCCGUCCUCAGUAAAAAAACAAACAAUAUCUGCAUACAGUUUUGUACAUUUUUCGUUCCUAUACUUUGUGUGUCAGGGUCAUCGUGUUGGUGUAAAGAUUUUAUAUGAACUGGAAUCAACUGUAAAUAAUGUUUGACAAAUGAGAAUGAAAAAAAUAAAUGCAAUUCAUCUUUACCAUGAAUUUACACCAAACAUCCAAUAAAAACCGUUGUCUGAUAA